Molecule: messenger RNA, 1898 nt
Organism: Nematostella vectensis (starlet sea anemone)
Lineage: Eukaryota; Metazoa; Cnidaria; Anthozoa; Actiniaria; Edwardsiidae
Exons: 4
Coding region: 210-1898 (562 amino acids)
Source: RefSeq, a predicted model, not a curated record
GGGCUAGCUGUGUCCAUUUUUGGCUCAUUUGAUUCAGCCAAACUUGGGACUGGGGCGAGCGCGAUCCUUCGCUGUGGUCCUUAGAAGGUCUAAAAUGCCUAAUAUUUCACUGUCCCUAUCCCCCAGGGGUAGUUUUUCAAUGGAAAAUGGCGGCAGAAACACGAAGAGCUUGAAUUGAUCUUUAUUUUGGUAUAUUACUCUUAAUACAAAUGGAUAUUGAUUCUUCAGAUACGACAGUCAUUAGCUCUCCGGUUCCAGAAAAUGCUCCCAACGAACCUGAGGAUACUCCACUUACAACCAAGCGAAAGGGACGUUUUAACAUCGCUUUGUAUUCGAAACGAAGAAAACUUAUCAUGGAAGAGCUUGUAGACGAAAAGCUAGCAGCAGAUGUCAAAGUGAAAAGCCUGCAGAAUAAAAUCAACUAUCGUAAGCGCAAGGCUGAUGAUCUAGAAACACUGGUGCCUGCACCGAAGCAACGACCAAGAAUGCCUAACACAGAGAGUAUGAUCUGCAAAGAAAAUAGUGAUCAUAUUAAUUUAUCUAAAGCUCAAAGUCAAAGAAGAAGAAAAGCAACACUUAGGGCUUUAAAGCCUAUACACUGCAAUCAAAGAUCAACUGACCAAACCCCAAUUAUGAAUGGGAUGUGGUCAACGCUGAUAAAUGAAAACCCAACACAGGUCAUAGAGUCCUUAAUGACAACUUCAAAGGUCUGCACUACCAAAGUCAUUCCUAGCAUUGUAAAGAAUAAUGUGACAAAGUAUGAAAAAAGUCAAGAGAACUUUGUACGAAGCACAGCCCUGCUUUACAAGGGGGGUUUACUAACAAAAACCAAGUACAAGGAAUUAAGGAAAGACAAAGCAGACUUUAUGCAAGGAGUGUCAGUACCGCGACCUGUAGCUUAUGAUAGGUUGAUGUCAUACAUAAAAGGAAUAAACAUGGGGGAUGUGUAUGAUCUCCAAGAUUUUGCUGAACAGAAAGGGAAAUGUCCAGUACAUGGAGUCUAUCGGUCUUUGGAGACCUUGCUUUUAAGGCUAGCUGACAUGUACUUAAUGCUAAAUGAGCACUCCAACAUCCUUCAUUGGUUUAAUGACCAAAAAGGAAAAUUCAUUGUGGCAAUUGGGGCUGAUGGAGCCCCUUUUGGCAAAGACGAGACAGCAACUUCAUAUUUAGUGAGUCUUUUAAAUGUUUUAGAAGGGGUACAAAGUUGUGACCACAACUACUUAUUAAUGGGAGGGAAUUGUGACGAAACUCAUGAACUGAUGUACGAGUAUACCAAACAUGUUAUCAAGGAAAUGGAAGAGAUAGAAGUGAAGGAAUAUGAGGUGCGUGGUAUCAAGAUAUCAUUUCAAUGCAGACUUAUUCCCAGCGACCAGAAAUGGAUGGCGAGUAUGUCUGGAGAAUUAAACAAUGCUGCGACCUACUUUUCAACGUUUGCCAAUGUCUCGAAGAGUAAUAUGAAGACCAUAAAUGGUAAAAUUGGCCAUGACUCAAGCAGCACUUGGAAAAAAUGGGCAUAUGAGAAAAGAUUGAAGGAUGCAGAAUCUGUCAAGUCAUUCAAAGAGAAGAACAAAAUUCCAGACGGUUCGAAAGCCAAUAACCAUCGAAAAAAAAUAACUGAGUACAUUGCAUCUAACAACUCAAGACAAGAGUUCUAUCCUCCACUAGGGAAAUUUGUUAAGUACCUUUACCCAGAGCCUCUUCACAACAGCAACAACGCAUGGCAGCAAUGGAAUUUAGAUGUUUUAAACACUGCCAUACAUCUAACCAAUAAAGCUGACAUCAACAAAGCUAAUGGGAACAUUACACUUUUGCCAAAGCAUUCAGCACUGGCAAAAUACAUGAGCUUGCUCAAAGACACCAUUAAGGCUGGAAGACUCUACAAGAAGGUGGAAAGAUGA